Molecule: messenger RNA, 405 nt
Organism: Ipomoea nil (Japanese morning glory)
Lineage: Eukaryota; Viridiplantae; Streptophyta; Magnoliopsida; Solanales; Convolvulaceae
Exons: 1
Coding region: 1-405 (134 amino acids)
Source: RefSeq, a predicted model, not a curated record
AUGGAUCCAAAUGUCAAACUUCUUCCAAGACAGGGGGAUCUCCUAUUCAAUUCAAGUAAGUAUCGGAGAAUAGUUGGCAAGCUAUUGUACUUAACUAUCACUCGACCAGACACCUCCUUUGCUGUAAGUGUAGUUAGCCAAUUUUUGCAAGAGCCAUGUCAAAGUCAUUGGGAUGCAGCCGUCAGAAUAUUGAGAUAUGUGAAAAGGCCUCCAGGUACAGGGUUGCUCUAUAAAGAUCAUGGACAUACAGAAAUUGUUGGCUAUACAGAUGUAGAUUGGGCUGGAUGUCCUUGGGAUAGGAGAUCAACAUCAGGAUAUUGUAUUCUAUUUGGAGGUAAUCUUGUCUCUUGGAAAAGUAAGAAACAAGAUGUGGUUGCACGCUCAAGCGCAGAAGCUGAAUACUAA